AUAUCCGGGAGACAGCCUUCGUGUACGCCAUCACGGCAGGCAUGGAGGGCACAGCCUGGGAGUGGGGGGGCUGCGGGGAUGAUGUGCAGUUCGGCUACGAGAAAUCUCAACAGUUCAUGGAUGCCAAGAGCAAGAAAGGCAAAAACGACAUCCGAGCUCUCAUUGACCUGCACAACAAUGAAGCCGGGCGCUUGGCAGUGCGCAGCUACAUGAGGACAGAGUGCAAGUGCCACGGGCUGUCGGGCUCCUGCACCCUGCGGACCUGCUGGCGGAAGAUGCCCCAUUUCCGUGAGGUGGGGGACCGCCUGCUCGAGCGCUUCAAUGGGGCCUUCAAGGUGAUGGGAGGCAACGAUGGGAAAACACUCAUCCCUGUGGGCGAGAACAUCAAGCCUCCCGACAAGCAGGACCUCAUCUACUCGGCCGACUCACCCGAUUUCUGCUCAGCUAACCGUAAGACGGGCUCGCUGGGCACCCGGGGCCGCGUCUGCAACAGCACAGCCAUGGACACGAGUGGGUGCGACCUGCUGUGCUGCGGGCGAGGGCACCGGGACGAGACGGUGGUGCUGGAGGAGAACUGCCUUUGCCGCUUCCACUGGUGCUGCGUGGUGCAGUGCCGCAAGUGCUCCGUCCGUCAGGAGCUCAGCCUCUGCGUCUGACGGUGUGGGGUCAGGCGAGGACAAUCUGGGGGCGGCCACCCCCAGGCUCACGCUGCAGCCCCCCAGGGACAGAGACGGGCUGAGCCGGUGGCAGGGACGGCGUGGGUGA
This is a messenger RNA of Leptosomus discolor (cuckoo roller), 765 nucleotides long. The record is from RefSeq and is a predicted model, not a curated record. Lineage: Eukaryota; Metazoa; Chordata; Aves; Leptosomiformes; Leptosomidae.